CUAAUAGAUUUUUUCUGGUGUGAUGUUUUCUAUACUUUGCUAAUAAUGGGAGUUGUUGUUAUUCCUCCGCUGUACUAUGCUGUAGUAACGUUCCCAACUGAUGUACCGAUAAACAAAAGUAGAAAAUGGACAAUGAUUAAACAGGCACUCACAGGCUACAUGUAUGCAUCCAUUGCAGUGGUGGUAGGAUUCCUUCUUUUACACAACAUGAAACAAACACCGCCGUCUUGGGGAUACGAUCGACUGCUUGCAUUUCUCAUCGGUCAAGCCGUAUUUGGUGUUUUUAUUUUUCUACCAAUGUUUUUUAUUCCACUCAAACGUAAUAGAAUGCGAAAAAUUAAAUGAAUGUUUUUUUUCAGUUUUGGUUUUUCUAAAUUCAGGGUAAAAGCAUGCUGAAAUAUGGAAUUUUAAAGAAUCUAACAUUUUUUUUUCUGGGGCAGUUAAUUUUCAAUGAAUGGUGUUUCAUACUAUUUUUUGAGGGGUAUGCAUAUAGAUAACAUUCCCAAAACUGUUUUUAUUUAGCAAAAUACAAAUUUUCGG
This is a messenger RNA of Saccoglossus kowalevskii, 540 nucleotides long. RefSeq lists its product as uncharacterized. Lineage: Eukaryota; Metazoa; Hemichordata; Enteropneusta; Harrimaniidae. The record is from RefSeq and is a predicted model, not a curated record.